Spinacia oleracea (spinach) is the source of this 4439-nucleotide messenger RNA. Its product is annotated as plant intracellular Ras-group-related LRR protein 9. The coding region runs from base 277 to 1800 and encodes 507 amino acids. The record is from RefSeq and is a predicted model, not a curated record. Gene Ontology annotation, molecular function: protein binding. NCBI's taxonomy places the organism in Eukaryota, Viridiplantae, Streptophyta, Magnoliopsida, Caryophyllales, Amaranthaceae. The transcript has 3 exons.
GAAGUGCACCACUCAUUUGCAUCAAAACCAUGUUUACUCCACUAAUUACGUGACAAUUAUCUCUCUAAUCCACUAAUCCCCCCCAAAAAUUCUCCCUUCUCGACUAAUUAAUUCCCCUUUUGUUCUCAAUCUCUCCUCCACUAUCAUCAUCAUUAUUUCACUCUCUCCUCACACAAUGAUCACGACAUAAUAAAAACACCAAUCUCCGCCACCGUUACCUCACCGCCACCGCAGCACCACCAGUUUCUUUUCCUAUCUACCUACCAAUCCACCACCAUGGAUCCAAAUCCAACAAACUUCCCCAUCCUCUCCUACGUGAUGGCCCGCGUCCCAUCCAUCGCCUCCCUCCGCUCCCCCACCGCUCCCUCCCACGACAUCGAACAACCACCUCUCUCCUCCCCCACCGCCGCCUCCACCUCCGAAACCCCCUUCCAUGACCCUCUCGUCGAUACCAUGCCUCACCUCAAGGACCCCAAAGUCAUGGCUGCCAUGGCUGAAGCCGUCUCCGAGAUCUCCCAAACCCGGUCCAUCCUCACCGCCCUCGGCGAACGCCCUGAUCAUGAAUCAAUUGACAUCGCCAAAUCGAAAGUCGCCGAAAUUGAAGCCGCUCUCUCCUCCCAGCUUGAGGAGAUCGCGCUCUCCCCCCGCCCCUCUGAAGGCGACAGCGACCGUGAAAAGGCGGAGAGGGAAAAGAUGAUGUAUAAGGCUGUAAUUCAGCUUGAUGAGAUGCACGACGCUUAUGAGAAGCUGCUUCGAAGCGCCGAGGAGAAGCUCGUGAAGAUUUAUGAUACUAUUGUUAGAGAGAAAGAAGAUGGUGAUGAUGAGAACGCCAAUAAUGAUGAGAUUAUUGAUGAGAUGAAUGAAGAAGUUGCUGCGAUUUUGAAGGAGGAAGAUGUUGAGAAGGUUGAUUUGUCUGGGCGGAAGUUGAAGAUUCUUCCCGAAGCUUUUGGAAAGCUUCAUCAUCUUAUUGUUCUUAAUUUGUCCAGCAAUCAAUUCCAGUCUAUUCCUGACUCCAUAGCUGGACUGGAAAAUCUUGAAGAGUUUAAUUUGUCCUCCAAUUCUCUGCAAUCACUACCAGACUCCAUUGGUCUGCUGCUUAAAUUAAAGAUCCUCAAUGUUUCUGGCAACAAAUUAACUGCCCUUCCUGAUAGCAUCAGCAACUGCAGGUCACUGGUGGAGUUGGACGCGAGUUUCAACAACCUAGCAUACUUACCAACUAACAUAGGUUUUGAGUUGGUGAACUUGAGAAAGCUAUCAGUUCAAUACAACAAGAUCCGCUCUCUUCCAACUUCUGUUGGUGAGAUGAAAUCUCUUCAACACAUGGAUGUUCACUUCAAUGAACUCCAUGGCCUUCCUCUAACAGUCGGCAACCUGACAAAUCUUCUUACCAUAAAUCUCAGUGGCAAUUUCAGUGAUAUGAAGGAACUUCCCGAAACAUUUGGCGAACUAAUUAAUCUUGAAGAACUAGACUUGAGCAACAACCAGAUUCAUGCUCUUCCAAAUUCAUUUGGUAGGUUAGAAAAACUGGUGAAGCUGAAUUUGGAACAGAAUCCUAUUGUUAUUCCUCCCGUUGAGGUUGUGAAAGACGGGGUUGAAGCCGUGAAGCUUUUCAUGGCUAAAAGAUGGGCUGAUCUUCUUUUGGAGGAAGAAGAAAGGAGCAGGCAAGUGGUACAGGAAGCACAGGAAACUGGAUGGUUGAAACGAAGCGUUUCUAGGAUUAACGAAGUUGUUUCAAAAGCUUCCGAAUAUCUGGGAUCUCCUCGAAGUCCUCAUGACCCGUACCUUGACCAGCCGCUAUAAUCAGUACAUCAACUGAUAUGCUUGUCUUUCUUUUUCCUGUUUUUUUUACGAGCUUUUAAGGAAAUUGCUCAUUUCUGCAACUAUACGACCACCCUGCUUCGCUCUUCCGAAAUUUGGCAUGGGAAGCGAGUCUUGAAUCUUGAUAAGGUUGCCUGUUUGCUUUGUAUUAAACCCUUAUGAGUUUUGAGUUAUUCACUAAGUUUUGCAGAUUAGUGUAGGAUAACAGUUAUGUCUGUUUAAUAAGUAUGAAAAUUGGACUAUGCUUAUUCUUAGCUGCUGUGUGCUACAUGCAGCUAGUAUUUAUUUUAUUACUAUGUUAAACACAAACAUUUUAUCAUUUAUACGUUUAUAGUGUUGGGUUGGUACAAUUUUGUCAAAAAACUAGAGAUUGUAUAACAUCCACAUUAUGGAUUUUAAAGCAUAGUUUUUAUGUAUGUGCUUCAAAUAAAGUAUGCGAUAAAUUCAGUCAUGAAUCCACAUUUGUUUUGGUAAAAUGAAAUACUCAGCACAACCUCGAUUCUUAAUUUCUUAUAUUAAGUUUACCGAAAGUUUGAGGUCUUUGUUUAGUAGUUAAGACUGAGUUAUACAAUAAGUCUCAGACUCGAAUCAACCCUGCGUACUCUAAUAAUCGCAUUCAUAGCACACUUGUAGAUUCGUCCAUUUAAAGUGAAUUUGUGCAUGAGAGACUCUUGUACAUUUAGUAUAUUUUGAUUUCAACAUUUUCUAUUUCUGCCUACAUUUUACACAAAGCAAGCUCCCAUGACUGAUUUUCUAUCUUUCCAUUUCUUAUGGUAUGUCAUUUUCCUUAAAUUGAUGAUAUGCCUUAUUGCCUUACUCAUUAAGUCAUUAUCCAUAUUUGUGAAUUGUGAUUAUUUUCUUCUAUAUAUGCAGCUUAGGCAGCUAGCAUUUCUUUUCUUACAAUAUCAAAGCCAUAACUUUUAUCAUUUAUAGUACUCCGUAUUAGCUUGGCACAAAUAGUCAAAAGUUGAAGACAGUAGGUUUUAAAUCAUACAGAGUAGUUUCUUCCUCUGUUUCACAAUAGAUGUAAUGUUUAGGCUUCUUACACUAUGCAAAUAAUAGUGCAUCUUUCACUAAAGUUCUCAGGGUAGUACCUCUUACAAAUGUGGUCCCGUAAAUGCUUUUUUUUUUUUUUUAAGAUGAAGCCUUUUUCACAACCACACUACGUAUACUUUUUACCUCUACUCUUCUAGUAGGCCCGAGUCUUAGCCUAGUGGAAAGUAUUGCACCUUCCAACCAAAGGGUUAUCGCCAUGCGGAAUUCAGACCCGAUAGGUAAUUUCAUCUUUCCUUCUUAAAAACAAAUUGAAACAAGAAAAUGGGUGGGUUGGUUUGGAUUCUAGCUAGCUAUAAAUUAAAGUGUGUAGUUUGUUCAUCAUCUUCAAUUCCUUCUCACUAAGUAAUUCCCAUCAACUGUUAAGAAUGGAAACAGAAAACAGCUCCAAACCACAAGUUACCCCUUUGAAAUUCUUCAUACUCACCCUUCUUUCAACUCUCUCUCUUUCCAUAUCAAUAUCAUUCCCCACAUACAUCUACAUCGACCUCCUUCAUCUCAUAUACCUUCCCAAACACUUGAGUGACGCCACCGUCGGUCAUUGGGCCUCCGUCUUCUUCGUAUUGCUACUCGCAUUCGUCGGCUUCUAUCCCCCCUUCACCGCCGCCGGCUUACUCUUCCACGCGCAUAUGGCCGAUGUCCACAACAUUAGUGAGGAUGAUGAUGAACUUCUCACCUACAGUUUCAGGGUGAUGUAUCGUUUCUACGUUGGGUUUCUUCUCUGGGUUUACUUCGUUCCUGUUACAGUUGUUAUGUUCGUUUUCAAACACCCUUUACUGCAAUCUUCAUUUGUCUUUACAUUCGGUUUUCUUGGACUUGUCUUCUUCGUGGAGUUUCUGCGCAUGUUAAGCAAUUGUUUUGCAACAACAACAACAACAGCAACAACAACUGAUUACGUAAAUGAGAGUAGUAAGGGUAAUAAGAGUUCAUGGGGUUUGGUAUUUGCUUCUUUGGGCAUAGGAGUUUUCUAUUUCUUGAUCAUUGGCGGGUUUGCCAUUAUAUUGUUGGAACUUCCUGGGAGAUGCUCAGUUUCUGCAAGCAUUUUAACUGGUGUUUUCCUCUUCCUCGUCCUUUUUCAUUUUAAUUAUGGAGUGUUGUCGGUUUUCGUUAAGAUGCUGCCUCUGCCUCAACAACCAUUCAGCAACAACAACAACAUCAGCAACAACAACAAAAACAUCAGCAACAACAACAAAAACAUCAGCAACAACAACAAAAACAGCAGCAACAACAGCAGCAACAACAACAACAACAAAAACAGCAGCAGCAACAACAACAGCAACAGCAACAGCAACAGCAACAACAACAACCUGAACGAGGUCCACGACAACAAGAACAACUUGAAUAUCUAACACAUUGGACGACGUCUGAAAGUCUUACAGAAGUUGGGUUGGUUUAUGGGUGUAGUUAAUUAAUUAAGGUAGUAUUAUCAGAACUGUGUUAUUAGAAGUUGAUUAAAUUAGGAUUAGCUGGACUUUCUAUUUUGGUCAUGUUUAUUACUCCGUAGCAUUUAAUAAUAAUUAUGUACUACUCCAAAAUGCACAAGUGAAUGUAGCUUAAUUAUUGUGAUA